Messenger RNA from Cryptomeria japonica (Japanese cedar), 609 nucleotides. RefSeq lists its product as uncharacterized. The transcript has 2 exons. The coding region runs from base 1 to 609 and encodes 202 amino acids. Lineage: Eukaryota; Viridiplantae; Streptophyta; Pinopsida; Cupressales; Cupressaceae. The record is from RefSeq and is a predicted model, not a curated record.
AUGCCUGGCACUUCUACUGUAGUGCAAGGUAAAAUAGAGCAGCAUGGUUGGAUGAAAGACGAAGCAGAUGCUGCAAAUAAGAGUUUUUCAGGAUUGUAUGGUCACUGGGGUGGUGAUUGGGUUGAUGAAGAUUCUCUAGCAAAAUCAGAAGAUAAAAUAUCUUUAGCGAGGUUGGAUGCCGAGAAGGCAUGGAUAAUACUAGGGAAAAAUAUGGGUGUUCCAACACAAGUAUUCAGUCUUGGGGGUAUAUAUGGACCUGGGAGAAGUGCGUUAGACACUAUUAUUAAACAGAAACAGCAGGAGCUCUCAGGAAGUCAGAAGGCACGCAGAUUAAAUUAUUACACAUCUCGAAUUCAUGUUGUCGAUAUAUGCCAAGCAAUUCUUGCAAGUAUUGAGCAGCCUUCUGCCGGGAAAGUAUACAAUGUUGUUGAUGAUGAUCCAGCACCUCGUGCAGAAGUCUUUUCAUAUGCCUUGUCUUUGCUUGAGACAAAAUGGCCAGGUAAUAAAUGGGAAGCCGUGGAAAGUGGAACUUCAACAAGUGACAUAUUUGGAGAGAAAAAAUUGUUAUCUUUCAAAAAAUCUGAAACAGGCAGAGGAGAAUUUUGUUGA